Molecule: messenger RNA, 717 nt
Organism: Formica exsecta
Lineage: Eukaryota; Metazoa; Arthropoda; Insecta; Hymenoptera; Formicidae
Exons: 2
Coding region: 1-717 (238 amino acids)
Source: RefSeq, a predicted model, not a curated record
AUGCGCGCGAAAAACAAUUUCGAGAAAAAUUUGUACAAAUUGAUGAACAACGCGGUAUUCGGUAAAACUAUGGAAAACGUGCGCAACCACGUCGAUGUAAAAUUAUUGACAAAGUUGGACGGACGAUACGGCGCGGAAGCGAUGAUCGCGAAACCAAAUUUUCACAGCAAGAGCGUCUUUUCGGAAAAUCUGGUCGCCGUUGAACUGCGCAAACUGGUGAAAUUCGAUAAAUCGAUUUACGUCGACGGUUUGAUUUAUCACAUCGAGUGCGAGGAUGUGUACGAGAACAUGAAACGCGAUAUCGUGAGAUUCGACACAAGCGAUUAUCCGACUAACAACGCGUACGGUAUACUGUUCGAGAACAAGAAGGUGCAGGGCUUGAUGAAGGACGAGAAUAACGGUGCCAUCAUGACCGAAUUCGUCGGACUCAGAGCGAAGAUGUACACGUUGAGGGUAGAUGGUAGAGAGGACGCUAAAAGAGCAAAAGGCGUCAAGCGUAACAUCGUAGCGCGUACCAUAACGUUCGACGAUUACACGCGAUGUCUGCGCGAUGAAAUUGAAAUGAUUCGACAGCAGUCAUGCAUAAGAUCAAAAUUGCACGAAGUGUACACUAUCCGCGAGACAAAAAUUGCCCUGAGUCCCUACGACGACAAGCGGUACGUCGUACCCGAAACCACCGACACGCUACCGUGGGGAUAUUACCGGAUACCCUUAUAA